AUGAGGAAUUUUGAUUUUUAUAAUAAUGCAACUUGGCAAGAAGUCAAACCAAAAAUUAAAGCCAUCAUUGAGUAAUUUUAAUAAUAAUCAAAGACAAAAUUUGAAGAUCUUAAAUCAUUCUAUCAAGAUCUUGAGUAUGAUCAUUCUUUUAUUUAAUGGAUGUUUCCUAACUUUUAUGCAAGUAAGUUCAAUCCAAAUUCUUAUAAACUAAAUCUAGAAGAAAGAAAUAGGAUGAUUAAAUCAUAAACUAUUCUAAAGAGAUUUCAUUAAAAUUAUAUAUUAAUUUUACGAUUCUUUGGAAUAUAAUUAAGAUCAAAUUAAAUUGUCAUUAUAGAUUUAACUGAUGAUUCUAUUAAAUUUAAUUACUUCUCUUAACCAUAAACACAAAUUAUAUAAAAAUAAAAGAGCAUAUAAGGUACUAUAAAUUAGAAAGUAUAAUCACAAAAUGUUAAUUAAAAAUAAAGUGAAAACUCUAAAAUUAAAUAAACUACUAUAGAUUAAUUCAUUAAAGAUAAAUAGUAAAUUCUUAAGGAUGACUAAUAAUUUUAAUAAUAAAAAAAAAUAGAUAAUUAGAAAAAUAUUUAAAUUUAGAAUACUAAUAUUGAAUAUAAGAUUGAUCAAAUAAAUGAAAAUUAAUAAUAAGAAUUAGUAUUAAUUGAUAAGAAUUAAUUUGAAUUAUGUUGUUUAAAAAAUACUCAUAAUCUAUUAAGAUUAAAGAGAAUUCUUUCAUCCUUGAGUGUUUUGAAACAUAGAAAGGAAGCAAUUUAACUUUGUUAGUUUUUGAAAAAAUAAUUAACUAAUUUGGGAAAAGAGAAAAUCUACUAGGAGUAUUUUAGUGGAUUUGAUAGAUAUGAUGAAGAAUUAACUAAAAAUGAGUUAAAAAAGAAAAAAGGUGAGAAUAGGUAUUUCAAUGCUUACAAGUUGCUUUAUGUAGAUGAAGAUUUGGUAGAGAAAGUAGACAUUUCGUUAAUUUAAUGA
Molecule: messenger RNA, 978 nt
Organism: Paramecium pentaurelia
Lineage: Eukaryota; Ciliophora; Oligohymenophorea; Peniculida; Parameciidae
Source: the annotation of a GenBank genome assembly